Messenger RNA from Cryptotermes secundus, 10540 nucleotides. RefSeq names its product disco-interacting protein 2 (gene DIP2). The record is from RefSeq and is a predicted model, not a curated record. Bases 881 to 7591 code for a protein of 2236 amino acids. The transcript has 28 exons. NCBI's taxonomy places the organism in Eukaryota, Metazoa, Arthropoda, Insecta, Blattodea, Kalotermitidae.
UGUCCGAGUGCAGGCGACAGGUAGUCAGGCAGUGCUGGUUAGAGCGAACACAGCUUUCACCAGCUUGCUCAAGCUGUCCAGAUUUUCUGCAGCAGGUUCUAAGUUGAACUGCUGUCUACGGAGUUUACAGCUGCUUAGUUGUCAGAAAUAUAAAACAGUUACCUUUGAGUUGUAGGAGAGGCAACGCUAUUACAUUGUGAUGUGAAAGGUGAUGUGUGGAGUGGAUGGGAGCUACCCUUCAAGAAUAGCGACAGUUGAUUUGUGUUCGUAUAAGUAGCAUUCAACUCGUGCGACGUAGUUCAAGUUAUGCUAUUUUGAGGCAGAGUAACGAGUUCAUAAUUAAAUGUAUCUCCAGAUGUGCCAUCAUACACACAAGUGGUACUGAGUGUAUAUAAUUUGUAGGUCGUAAUGAUAGUAAUGAUAAUGAUUGUGUCGACCGUAAUUCGCAGUGGAAGUGAGUUAAAUUAUUUUGAAGUUUGUUGGCAGAAGAAAUGUGUCGAUUUACUCGUACUGUCGUCACACGUUGUGUUAAAGUUGGCUGCUGCCGGUCUGGUUGACUUAGCCGGCUGAGACAGCGAUGCAAGUGACCGCCCGAGGGUUCCACUGUCGCCCCAGCAUUAGAUGGUAAUGGCCUCAAGAUGCGGGCUUCCAAGGAUAUUCACCCUUCCUGCCAUCGCCCUUACUGCAGCAUCUUGGAGCUGUGUGUUUUUCACUCUCCGUGUUUCUUAUUGAUGAUGUAUAUGUCUGAGAAAUACCCCAAGAUGUGGCUAGGCCCUACCUUAUAUCAGUUAGUGUUGUGACGAAAGUGGGGGAAUUUGGAAACCUUAGAAUGACGUUCUAGAUAGUCUCUAGGAAAAUAGGCUAUCAAGGAUAUCCAGUCAUGAAGCCAAUAACGUUCGAAAAUAUACGGCGGCUCAUGGGCGGAGGGCGGAAGAAGAAAGACCGUGCAGAGUCGUCCUUCAAACGAAGUGAUUCUUUCAGGAGGAUCUCCAUCAAAAGGAACUACUUGGAUAGAGGGGGCAAGACCAAGCAUCUUCAGCAGGCUACGCAGGCCAGUAAAAUUGUGGUGAACCAGCCCGAAUCGAAUUCGACGAAGCAACCUUUGGUGGUGAAUUCUACUGUCUUGGACGAUGGACCCGAGUCCCUGGUGAUUGGCUACAAUCAGUGGAUCCGCGGUAUGAAGGCAGAGAACUGUCCAGCUAUCGAGACUUGCAGUAACAGCAAUAGCAGCAAGGCCUGCAAUAGAAUGAUUUCGCCCCAGGACGGGAGACCGCCUACUCCACCUCCGCGGAAAAAGAACAGUGUUUGUACAGACUCUUCGUCAGUAGAAAUUCUUAGGUUUGAAAGAUCUCCCAUAUUUACCCGGAGAAGAUUUAGGCCGUCGCCACCUCCGUCGUCGUUAGUGUUGGAUCCUAAAGGAGAGGAUUAUGGAGGUAGUAGGGCAGACUCGGCGCUCAGUGUAAGUUUAGGUCGUAUUUGGAUGGACGCUCCCCUAGCCAUGGCGCCGCGUAGCCUGGAGCUGCCACGGCUCCCCUAUCCUUCAUGUUCAGGUGGUGUAGAUGUGAGUGGUAACGGUAGAAGAGCUCAUCAUUCAUUAGACAGCGCUCUAAAGGAACGCCGAGAAGACCACAUGCUCUGCAGUCGUCGUUUCCAUAAUUUUCCAGCCCGACCAAUGUCUCCCACAGCCUUUAUAGUACCUAAUACAUCCCUUAUUAGUAGAACUCUCUCCUCGUCCACGCAGACCAAUUCAACGAGUAAGACGCUCUCUUCCCGAGACUCCGCCGAUCCCAUCUGUUCCAGUAAGGAUUCUGGCUUCUCAUUUUCGAUUUCCAUACCGAAGCUGACAGACUUCAGUUCACCGACAGUAGGCGUAGGCAAUGGUGGUGGAGGCUUCUUCCGCAAGAAAAAGACUGUGAAACCAAAGCCAAGUGUUAGCAGGGACGGAUAUUUUAAGAGGACCAGCGGUGCCGCCAAAGCGUCUGAAACUCGCAGGGGAUCGGUUCGACGGAGCAGUAGCCGGAAAAAGAAACCCGGAGGACGAAGCUCGGGACGAAAUCGGAAGAAGUAUCACGGUGGGACAACUCGUUCCGACAUGUACCAGGUCGUGGUGAGUCGUCCGCCUCGAUCACUCAAGUCUUUGAAGCUGGACCCUAUGAUAUUUGUGCCACCUGAGAAAAGGAAGUCUACGGCUAGUUUGAAGAAACCUCAACAGCACCGACGAUACGAAGUGCAGGAAAUUCGUGACUACUGUUCUCCCCGAGACUCGACAGUAGCGCCUGUGAAUUUCUACGAGGAUGAAGAUGAAGACGAGGGUUUAUACGAGUGUAUAUCCGGAGAUUUCAAUGAACGGGAAGAAGUGGAGCCGAAGUUGAAUUUAGACGAUCGUUUUACGGAAGAGGAACUGGCUAUUGCCUUACCACCGGACAGUGAUAAUGAAACUGAGAGUGAGACUUACGUGCCUUUGGGCGUCUCGCCUGUGCCUCGGCGUCGUCCAGUACGCAGGAAGAAAUCUACACGUAAAAAUAUAAAGUAUCUGGCUAAGCCUAGCAUCCACCGUGCGCCGUCCACACUGAGGCGCAGUAGGAAACUCGCGAGGAAGACAAGUUGUAAGUGUAAGGCGUCGUCUCACUUCGUUGUUUUGAGUGACGACAGUGCUGGGUCCACAGCCGUCGCAACAAGCACUCCGGCAACAAGUGACAUCACCCAAAAGGGCUAUGAGAAGAAGCGAACGCGACUCCUGGCCCCUUACGUCCCCAAACAGGCGCAAGUUCGUAGUAUCUCAGGACUUCCAUCAACGGGGCCCCAAGGGGGGUCCUCCAGCCCCGGAACAAGGGCACGAAGGCGAGGGAAUCGUCGCCUGACGCGCCAUGAGAGUCGCUACCACUCAGAGGUGCGCCAGGAGGCAGUGCAGCAGGCACUGGCAGCAAUGCAGAACCGGCCCAAGCCCUCGCUGCCCAUGCCCUCCAAGAGAACCUCUGUCAUGGCCAAGAGCCCAGACCGAGAGCGCCACGACUCUGCAUCAAGUUCUGAUGAGGAUAGUCUGGUGAAUGAGGGUGAUGUGCAGAGCACACCAGAGCGGGAACGAGCACGAACCACGCCACAGCAGCAGCAGCAACAGGCAGCUCAGUCCGACACCUCUAGUACAGGAUCAGCUCGUGAGACACCACCACAACAACGGCAGCAACAGAUUCAUCGUCAACAGACACGGCUUCCCAAUGGUGGCCCAGGACCAGGCCAUACCACUGUCUGGGAAGAGCGUGAUCCUAUCUCUGUAGGUGCACCCAGAGGGGAUGAUCGUAAGAGAAUGAUGAAGCCAGAAAUAACUGAUCUGGCUGAUGUCAUGCAAAAUCUCAGGCCAUACACACAGCCCCCAGAUGUAACGCACAACACGGCUCAGUCACGACGCAUGACAGCUGCUGACAGAGUUAACAGAUAUAACCAGUCUCGCCAAUCUUCUGCCUCUGAUGACAAUAUGGGCACAGUCACAGGCACUGGUAGGUGGAAGGUUUCUGCCAAAAUUCAGCAGCUACUAAACACACUAAAGCGACCGAAACGGAGACCACUGCCAGAAUUUUAUGAAGAUGAUGAUAUUGAGCUGGAGAUCGCUGCUAACCCAAAAGACCCUAAUGCUCCAAAACCAGAGGGCAGUUCCAUGACAUCUGCUGUUGGUGAACAACUUGUGGUACCAUCUGGUCUUCCCAGAAAUCUGGAGGCAGCAAUCCAGCGGUAUGGCUCAGCUACUUACAAGGCACCUGUUGCAACUGUUCUGGAUCCAAAUGGAAAACUUACCAUAACACUCACAUAUGGCAAGCUUCUCAGUCGGUCACAAAAAAUAGCAUACACACUCUUAAAUAAAGCAUUCAGCAAAGGAGGAGAGACAUGUCUCAAGUCCGGUGACCGUAUAGCUCUCGUCUACCCCAAUAAUGACCCUAUCAACUUCAUAUGUGCAUUCUAUGGUUGCCUUCAAGCAGGUAUUGUGCCUGUUCCCAUUGAAGUGCCACUCACACGAAGGGAUGCCGGUUCCCAGCAGAUCGGUUUCCUGCUAGGUAGCUGUGGUAUCCAGGUGGCCCUCACAUCCGAAGCAUGUCUGAAGGGAUUGCCUAAAACAGCUACAGGAGAAGUGGUGGCAUUUAAAGGAUGGCCAAAACUCCAGUGGUUUGUCACAGAACACCUUGCUAAGACCCCGAAAGACUGGUUACCUCCUCCAAGACUGACAGAUGAUACUCCAGCUUAUAUAGAGUACACAACAGAUCGUGAUGGGUCAGUGAUGGGAGUGACAGUGACACGAGCAGCCAUGCUAGCUCACUGUCGCACACAGACCAUGGCAUGUAACUACACAGAAGGAGAGAACAUGGUGUGUGUAUUGGACUUCAAGCGUGAAGUUGGAUUGUGGCACAGUGUUUUGACUAGCGUGCUCAAUGGCAUGCAUGUGGUCUUCAUUCCCUAUGCUCUCAUGAAAGUUAACCCUGCCUCAUGGAUGCAGAUGAUCACAAAGUACAGAGCAAGUGUAGCUGUUGUGAAGUCACGGGACCUGCACUGGGGGUUGCUGGCGACUAAGGACCACAAGGAAGUGAGUUUGUCAUCGCUGCGGCUUCUCCUUGUAGCGGAUGGUGCUAACCCCUGGUCAUUAUCAUCAUGUGACCAGUUCCUUAGUGUGUUCCAGGCCAAAGGGCUGCGGCCCGAUGCCAUCUGUCCUUGUGCCAGUUCCAGUGAAUGUCUCACAGUCUCUGUGAGGAGGCCAGGGCGUGCAGGGGUAAAUGCCACAGGCAGGGGUGUGCUGUCUAUGUCUGGUCUCAGCUAUGGAGUUGUACGGGUUGACCAAGAGAACUCCCUUACGUCACUUACUCUACAAGACUGUGGGCAGGUCAUGCCUGGUUGUGUGAUUGUGGUUGUGAAAAUGGAUGGGCCAUCUUACCUUUGCAAGACAGAUGAGGUGGGGGAGAUCUGUGUAAAUUCAGGUGCAACAGGAAGUCAGUAUUGGGGUCUGCAAGGCCUUACCAACAGCACUUUCAGGGUUCAGCCACUUGGCAGUGAUGGAAAACCAAUAGGAGAAGCAGAAUAUACACGCAGUGGUCUCCUUGGAUUUCUUGGCCCAGGUGGCUUAGUGUUUGUUUGUGGCUCACGUGAUGGACUGAUGACAGUAACAGGACGGAAGCAUAAUGCAGAUGAUAUCAUUGCAACAGUGCUUGCUGUGGAACCUAUGAAAUUCAUCUAUCGUGGACGGAUUGCUGUGUUCAGUAUACGUGUGCUUCGUGAUGAGCGGAUUUGUGUCAUUGCAGAGCAGCGGCCUGACUGCAGUGAGGAGGAGAGCUUCCAGUGGAUGUCGCGCGUUCUGCAGGCGGUUGAUUCAAUCCAUCAAGUGGGGAUAUACUGCCUGGCAUUGGUCCCACCGAACUACCUCCCCAAGACACCACUUGGGGGCAUUCACCUCUCAGAGACAAAGCGCCGGUUUCUUGAAGGAACACUGCAUCCAGCUAAUGUGCUGCUGUGUCCUCACACUUGUGUUACCAACCUGCCGAAGCCUCGUGAGGUCCAUUCAGCUGCUGACUUUGUUACAGACGUUGGCCCUGCCUCAGUCAUGGUGGGCAACAUAGUUCAGGGUAACCGCCUGGCCUCUGCGCAAGGCAGGGAUAUGGGCAUUGUAGAUGAGGAGUCUGACUCCGCUCGUAAGUUCCAGUUUAUCUCAGAGAUAUUGCGAUGGCGGGCCCAGAGCACAGCAGAUCACGUAAUCUUUACACUGCUCAACUCAAAGGGUGCUGUAGCAACAAUGUUGUCAUGUUCACAAUUGCACAAGAAGGCAGAACGUGUUGGAAAUCUUCUUUUGGAAAAGGGAAAGAUCAACACAGGGGACCAUGUUGCACUCAUAUUCCCACCAGGCAUUGAUCUCAUAUGUGCUUUCUAUGGCUGCCUGUAUGUUGGUGCCGUUCCAGUGACAAUCAGACCACCACAUCCACAGAACCUGCAGACCACGUUGCCAACAGUGCGAAUGAUUGUUGAUGUUAGUAAAUCUGUACUUGUGCUUUCCAACCAGAAUGUGAUCAAGCUGCUGAAGUCCAAGGAGGCCAGCAAUGUUGUGGACAUCAAGUCAUGGCCAGUAACGCUCGAUACUGAUGACAUGCCCAAAAAGAAGCUGCCAGUGAUGUACAGAGCUCCCACAGCUGAGAUGCUGGCAUAUCUUGACUUCAGUGUGUCGACUACAGGGAUGCUGGCAGGCAUAAAAAUGUCCCAUGCUGCAGUCACUUCGCUAUGUAGAUCCAUGAAGCUAGCCUGUGAACUCUACCCUUCAAGACACAUUGCCCUCUGUUUAGACCCCUACUGUGGCCUUGGAUUUGCACUCUGGUGCUUGAGUAGCAUCUAUUCUGGUCACCAUUCCAUUCUAAUUCCUCCUUCAGAAGUGGAGGUGAACCCAGCACUAUGGUUGACUGCUGUUAGCCAAUAUAGGGUUAGAGACACGUUCUGUUCUUAUGGUGUAAUGGAAUUGUGCACAAAAGGUCUAGGAUCGUCUGUCAACCAACUGAAGCAGCGAGGUGUGAAUCUAGGCUGUGUGAGAACAUGUGUAGUUGUAGCAGAGGAACGGCCACGCAUCACACUCACAACUAGCUUCUCGAAACUCUUCUCAGCACUGGGUCUUAGUCCAAGGGCUGUAUCUACCAGUUUUGGCUGUCGUGUAAAUGUUGCAAUAUGUCUACAGGGAGCAUCAAGCCCUGAGCCAUCAACUGUGUAUGUAGAUCUACGGGCAUUACGCAAUGACCGAGUGUCAUUGGUGGAAAGAGGCAGUCCACAUUCUCUCUGCCUCAUGGAGUCAGGAAAGCUUCUGCCUGGAGUUAAAGUCAUCAUUGCCAACCCUGAAACCAAAGGCCAGUGUGGUGACUCACAUCUUGGAGAGAUAUGGGUGCAGUCAAGUCAUAAUGCAAGUGGUUACUUUACCAUCUACGGUGAUGAAAGUGACUAUGCAGAUCACUUCAGUGCUCGCCUAGUGACAGGAAAUACGGGUGAAGUAUAUGCACGGACAGGCUACUUGGGUUUCCUGCGACGAACAGAGUGUUCACAACAGCAAGGUGGGACACAGCUAUCUGGCACAACAACAUUGCUGGGUGGUUCAGCUACAGCCAUCAGUCAACCACAGGGUGACACUUCAAGUGGAGGUGAGGAGGAUGAGACUCCUGGCCUCACGCACUGCCACGCUGCUGCUACUGCUGCCUCGGCCACAUCAGAGCUCCAUGAUGCUGUGUUUGUGGUGGGGGCCCUAGAUGAGACAGUGAUGCUGCGAGGUAUGCGUUACCAUCCUAUUGACAUUGAGAACAGUGUCAUGCGUUGCCAUAAGAAGAUUGCUGAAUGUGCUGUGUUUACCUGGACGAACCUGCUUGUGGUGGUGGUGGAGUUGGACGGCAAUGAAAAUGAAGCAUUGGACCUUGUUCCACUUGUCACGAACACAGUUCUGGAGGAACAUCACUUAAUCGUGGGUGUAGUAGUUGUUGUAGAUCCAGGUGUAGUGCCAAUAAACUCUCGCGGUGAGAAGCAACGCAUGCAUCUUCGUGAUGGCUUCCUAGCGGACCAGCUAGAUCCCAUCUAUGUUGCCUACAACAUGUGAGACUGGGACUGGAGACGGAGGGUAUACUAACACUAGUGUCAUACCAACUUGCUGUUGGUCAUGGCAGUAUGAGGAACACCUGCUUCCUGACUGCAGGUUAGGACAGUUGGUGUUCUGUGGACUAGUCCACAUCUUUGCGUUGCAGUUAGUGUCAGGUGCUUGGCCUAUCACUCAUUGGCAAAAUAACCAGGAAAAGGCACAAGGAAUUUAAUAGCACAAAUUAGGGUGGGGUAAGGAAUGUAAAAUGACCAGGUGGCCUACUGCAUUUUAAAGUCAGGAGUAAUGUGUAUUGCAUUUUUGUGUUUUACUGAAAUAUUGUUGUGAUGCUACUGGAGCCUAUAGCGUGUAAUGAGAUUCCAUUCACUGGACAUUUGCUCCAAGUUAGGUUUCUAUACAGUCUUGGGAGCAGAUUGGAAUGGUCGUCUUGGCUAGCUAGUCAGUGAACAGGUGGGCUUUAGCCCCCAAACUUCUAGCAUUUGUUUGAUAAUUGAACAUUUAUAUAACAUGAAAAAAAUGUGUAUUUGAACAUAGUGAUGAUAUAAUAAGUUGAUAUGGGGAGCAUAAUGAAUGUACUGUGAACAUAACUGAAACUGUAGGACAUGACUACAUUGGUAUCUGCAUGGAAUUGCGAUAUAAUGAUUGGUGGGGUGCAGUUUUCUGAGUGACUGAGAGUGAGUGUGUGCAUGUUAUCAUAUUAUUCAUUGUUUUUAUUUGUAUCAGAUAUUGCAUUGCAAUUACAUUGGUUUCAGAGUCACUUUCCACAAUAUCCGUAUUCAUAAAAUGUGCAUUACUGUAGUGUACUAUAAACACAGUUUCUCCAUUUGUUGUUUCGAAGAAGAGAAGUUGAUACAUCCUGUUAAUUUAUAUCGUUGCAACAUAUGCUGAGUCAACACACAUAUAAUCAUAUUAAUUAGAUAACAUAAAAUAUUUGUUAAGAAUAUCUUUAAUAGUAGGUGAAAACUGCUAGAUGGAUAUUCAUGGAAGUGUUACAGUAACUGAAGUCCAUUUUAUGUACUGCCAUACGACUCUGCCGUUUGUUUGCGUUGUAAAAACAUUUGGUACUGAGUUCUGUUAUUAUAGCCAUAAACAAAAAGCAGAGGAACCAAUAUAAAACUGCAUAUGCUUCUCAAAUGGAAUGCAUAUGUUUUGAGUAUCAGUUUCAUAUUGUUGAAUCUUUAAACAUCACACAGUCACAAUUUCUUUUAAUUGAUGUUUUCUGUCUUUUCAUGAGAUAAGGACAGCUUUCCUAGUUGUGACUCUUAGUGCAGUAUUUUUAUUAAUUGAGUUCUUCAGUUUCUUUUAUUAAUGCUUUAGCUUGUCCUUUAUGUCAAUAUUUUUUCUAGUCUGUGUUAGCAGUUUCAAAAAUAUUGUUAUUGUGAGAGAGAGAACUGUACUAUGUUCCCCACAUGUUAGAGUGUGGUGAACUGGGGUAGGGAGGAAUCAUUGUUUGCAACUUUUAAAACACACAAAUAGCUAGCUUUUUCUAAAUAACUAAGUUUCACUUGUGCCAAGUCAAUAAUAAUAAAAAAAUAAUAUUAAUAAUAAUAAAUAACGUUAAUAAGAACAUCUGUAAUUACUUUAAUACUAAGUAAAUAAUUGUCACAAGAUUGAGUCACUAGGGGACAGUGAUGCAUGUAUCUCAAUGCAUUGUUAGUUUUAUGCCUAGACAGCACAUUGUUGCCAUACUGAAGAACUGAAAUGAUAACUGUACCACCACACCACCACUGCUACCAUCACCACUCAAGUGUGCACCCAGUGAGGACAAGAACAGCACAGCUGUGCAUGACCAUGUGUUGUGAUCCAAUGACCAACGUCUUUCAUUGUACGUGUGGGAGAGACUGGUGAAAGCCAUGGAGAAAUUUCAGCUUAAAAUAUUUUCUUUAAGAAGCAGCAGAUUGAAGGAUAAAGAAGUUCAUUUGUAAAUUAGUUUAUAUUUUCUGAAACCAUAAAAUGUACAGUGAUUUCAUUUGGUUCUGUCAAUAAUGCUCUGCAUUUACAUUUAUGACAUGCACACACACGGCUGCAUUGCAAGUGUACCAAAUUGACUGCUUUUUGUAACAUUCAAUUUUUCUCAUGGCAUAGAAGUCGAGUGAUAUCAGGAACAAUAUAGAUUGCACAAAGCGCACCAUGUGGAGUAAGGCAUUUGUGGCCAUUUUAAGUGGAAUAAAAUCUUUUGUAUAUUUUGUAUUUAUUUCAGUCAUGUGGAAUUGUUUUUUCUAAAGAAGCAUUAGCUGUAGAUAUUUUUUGGUCAAAAAAAAAAAAAGGAGAAUUUUAAAGGUGUUCUGGUACCUAUAAUUACUACGUGAUGGACUUCAUCCAUAUGUUGAAAUUAUUUGCAUAAGCUUAAAUUAUUUCUAAUAUUUGGAUAUUUUUAUACUAAGACCAAUCCAUAUUGUCCCUUACUUCAUGUGGUAGUGUUUCUCCCAUUUUGUAUAGUAAAUUCUGUACCCCUGUUCAGAUCUCUGCAUGGAAGUGUUGUAACCACCUACUCCCAGUUUUCUUAAAACCCAAAUGGUGAUGUAUAUGUUAUAUAAUGUAACUAUCAUUUAAUCUGUUUACAAUUUUUUAGCCAUAGGAAGAAUGAUUGUGUUAAUUUUUAUGUAUAUAAACAUUCAAGAAGAGUUGGGCAUAUUCACUCUUUCAGAUUCAUUACAGCUAAUAUACCUCUUGGUUUUUAGACGAUAUAAUCAGUGUAUGGUGUCUGUUGUAGGAUGCCUUUUGCUUUAAAAAAUUGUUCUAACAUUUCUCUAGUGCCAGACUCUUCAGUACUCCUGGAACUAGAAGCAUAAAGAAGCAUAAAGCAGCUUUGUACUUUUACAGCAACUUCUGAACAAUAACUGUGGGAAGAUCAUGUGAAUAUGAAUUAUUUCCCAAAAGAAAAUAUGAGAGAUAAUGUAAAAUUUCCUUCAUUGUGUUUAGAAUAAAUGUUCUGUAAAUUUUGCAAAUUUA